Sycon ciliatum is the source of this 2352-nucleotide messenger RNA. RefSeq lists its product as uncharacterized. Bases 351 to 1625 code for a protein of 424 amino acids. The transcript has 4 exons. The record is from RefSeq and is a predicted model, not a curated record. Gene Ontology annotation, molecular function: catalytic activity. Lineage: Eukaryota; Metazoa; Porifera; Calcarea; Leucosolenida; Sycettidae.
CUAGUAGUGCUAGUCUCCUCCGCCUGGCUGAGUCAGUGCCUACGUCCUCGCCAGGAAACUGAAAAAGAGUGCCUCAUCGGCAAGAGUUUUUCAGCCCUCGUUCAUUGGCCUCAGACUCAGUGCAGACGGGGAAACAAAAGCUACCGAUUUGUCUCGCAGCUCAGCUCUGUGCAAGAUCAGACAGCAGGUACUACCGGAAGGUGCUUGCACUGGAGCUGGUCCUGGAGGACAGUGAAAGUGGACUACAUGUACUACAUGGCAUUGUAAUACCGCUACACGGGUCCCUGCAGCCGCUCGCAUCAUUUUUGUAUUCAAAUCCAACAUCGGACGACGCGCGGAUAUUGCCGAAAAUGUUCCUUGGCAGGGUGAGAGAUUUGACAGCUCUAGCAUUCAUCCUAAUCAGCGUUCGUGUCCACAGCGCGGAAGGGCAGGAAAGAUGGACAAACAUCCUGACGUUCAAUGCUGCUCUGCCAGGCAAUUCCAAUCUGACCUUGUUCAGCAAUGAGAGGCGCUCGGCCAUUCUUGCGUCGAUCAAUUCCACUGAAAGCGACAAUCCGUGGAGCAGUGCGGAUGUCGUGUGCCUCCAGGAAGUGGUGCUGGAAGAGGAUCGUAACGAGGUUGUCCGCCUCGCCACGGCCGCUGGAUUUACAUCCAUCUUCGCUGAUGGCGUUUUGGAGAGCAGCGCAGAGCUGCAAACGACUGCCUGCAGUCCUGGUGCGCUGGGUGUUGCGGCUACUUGUCUCGCGUCGCACUGUCCGGGCGCGACGGACAUCAGGGGCGUCCUUCCGUGCGCUUUAGGACCGUGCGCCGCGGAUAUUGCUUUUCUUUCUCAGCCGUGUGUCAACUGUUUGAUUGCAUCUUCACUGCCCCUAAACCCCUCUAUCGUGGCCUGUUCAUCGGCUCCCGCUGCACAAUUUGCCAGCAAUCUUGGCCUGAUGGUUCUAAGCAGAAUACCGCUCGCCAACAGUCGUAUUGUCGGGUACGGGAACAAAACGGACGCGUUCCGUAGAGGCUACACACAGUCUGAGCUUCAAGGCGUAGGGACGUUCUUCUGCACGCAUGCCUUUCCCGACAUGCCAGGCAUACCACAGUCCGCGGCGUUGUUCGCUUCCGAAAAUCUCCGGCAGAUGCAAGAUCUGACAGCGGCGGCGCGGGCCAGCUCCAACCCUAUCCUGGCGGGCGAUAUGAACACUGGGCCGGAGAACACGGACACCGGCGUGAUGCCCGAGCUUGAGGCCUCCUACGAUCACAUUCUCGCUCAGGGUUUCUACGGCAUCUAUUCGAACGACUCCAUGGCAACGUGCACGUGGUGCGCUACCAAUGCGGUGGUGGCCAUAACCGCACAGUUACUGAGUCAGCCGGCCGAAAGUCUCAUCAUCGACCAUGUCUUUGUCGACCUUGACGACUUCGAGGUGGAUGAUAACAAAACAAUCAGAGUAUUCGACGAGGCCGUGAUCCCGGUCCCCUUACCGGUCAUCGGUGCAGCUCUCCUGCCGACAUCCGAUCACUACGGCGUACAGGUCAGUGUCCGCGCCAUCAAUCCGCCGGCAACGUCGGAUGCAGCGAAGUCAGGCGCGCUUCUCGCUCUACUGAUUUCAGCCCUGAUAGUGUCCGUUUCGCUCUAGCCGGGCACGUAGCACUCCAAUAGCUUGUAUACUGUAAGGUGUAUUUGGUCACAUUAACUACAAUGCAAUCUGUCCUAUACAGUGCUAAAAAUGCUAUUCUGUGGUAAAUUACGAUGGCACGUGCCACUCGAAUAGCUUGUAUAGUGUAAUUUUGAUCACAUUAACUGCGAUGCAAACCGUUUCCUAUAGAGUGCUAACAUGCUAUUCUGUGGUAAAUUAGGGUGGCACGUGGCACUCGAAUAGCUUGUAUACCGUAAGGUGUAUUUGGUCACAUUAACUACCAUGCAAACUGUCCUUUAGAGUGCUAACAUGCUAUUCUGUUGUAAAUUAAGAUGAUGCGCAUGGUCACGCCGUGCUUGUGCCACCAUCCCUCUAGGACAUUUGUCAAGGAUGCCACUGCUCAGUCCUGUGAGGGUUCUUGGAUCCUUUUUAAGCUAUAGGUAUAGCCUUUGGUGCUGCAUGUCAGCUGCAGGGUUCGCUGGCUACGAUUGGCGUUGCCUUAGUUAAACUAUCUCUACUCUCUUUCUCCCGGAGCGCACAGCAGUGCAUAUUCGCCAUUCCGUAUCAGUAGGCGCAAGUGGGAAACUGAGCUUGCACUCUUGCUGUUCCGUACAUAGAAUUUAGACAGUGGAACGUCUGCAUGGUGGAGAUUUUGCAAUGUACAUCUACCUUCAAAUAAUUUUAAAUUGUAUUUAGUUCAGUCGUGUGACAAAUGUUCUGAAAAGUA